This is a messenger RNA of Salvia hispanica, 1399 nucleotides long. RefSeq names its product protein AGENET DOMAIN (AGD)-CONTAINING P1-like. NCBI's taxonomy places the organism in Eukaryota, Viridiplantae, Streptophyta, Magnoliopsida, Lamiales, Lamiaceae. The record is from RefSeq and is a predicted model, not a curated record.
AUUCUACUAUUAGGUUUUUUGGGCUAAAAAAUUCAAAAUUCUUGACGCAGUGCCGCCAUGAAUCUUUGAUCUCCGAUUAGCCUCGCUAAACCCUAGAAAAAGUGAGCGUAUACCGAUGGCAGGCGGCGGCGAGAGCAGCAUCUUACGCUACUUCAAGAAAGGAGCCGAAGUCGAGGUAAACAGCGACGACGAUGGAUUUCGCGGGUCUUGGUUCUUGGCCACUGUGAUCCGGGCGCCGAAAGAUGAAUCCUCCAAGGUCCUGGUGGAGUACAAGACCUUGACAGAGGACGAGGCGGGCAAGCGGCCGCUGAGGGAGCCGCUGAGUCUGGUGGUGCUGCGCCCUCCGCCGCCAAAGGAGAAUCGCACCUCCUUCGAGUUCAGCGACGAAGUGGAUGCAUACUACAACGACGGGUGGUGGGAGGGUGUGAUCACCCGGAAAUUUGAGGGGAAGGAUAAAUAUACUGUCUUUUUUCGCGGGUCGAGGGAGGAGCUGUCAUUUACGGCCUCGCAGUUGAGGCUCCACCGCGAGUGGGUCACGGGGGGGAACUGGGUCCCGCCUUUGCUCCCCUACCCCCACGCCAAUAAAACUCCGUUGUCAGCUGAAGCGGAAGACAGCACGGUGGCAACUGAACAUAACUUUAACCCAGGAAACCAUGCGGAAGCCAGUAACGAUGAAGAUGGUUUUGAAAAUGGAUCCAUACAGUAUCAUAAGAAAACUCCGUCAUCAGCUGAAGCAAAAGGCAGCAUGGUGGCGACUAAGCAUAACUUUAACUCAGGAGACCAUGCGGAAGCCAGUAGCGAUGAAGAUGGUUUUGAAGGUGCUUGGUUCCCUGUAAUUGUUCUCGAGAAAAGAGCAGCUGGAAAAUAUCUGAUUGAGUACAAAAAACUGAUGAACGAUGAUGGCACGGACUUCUUGAGAGAAGAGAUCAAUGAACUCCAUUUAAGGCCAAGCCCUCCUGAUGUUGGAGUCAUUGACAGAUUUAAAGUUAAUGACCAAGUUGAUGCUUUUUACAAUGAUUGUUGGUGGGUUGGUAGGGUUACAAAAAUUCUUGUGAAAGAAAGGUACUCUGUGUACUUUGAGAACCCGCCUGAGGAAUUGAAGUUUGAGCAUUCUGACUUGAGGGUGCAUCAAGAGUGGAGAAAUGGCAAAUGGCAUUGCUUCUAGGUUCUCAAGUUGUAGCGGCCUUUGUGCAAGUGUAAAUGCUUUAACCCUCUGCUUCUUCUCCACUUGUAUUUAACACCCUACUUUUAAUUCUGGGCAUGGUAGCACCUUAAGGAAUUUGAUUUUGCCAUAUUCACCACCAGCUUGUUUUGUUUUUGCUGUGACCUGUAUAUUUGGUAAACUAUCAUUCACAUUUUGAACCAACUUCUAUAGUAAUCCAACUAAUUACUACUGUAA